This is a messenger RNA of Nicotiana tabacum (common tobacco), 752 nucleotides long. RefSeq lists its product as uncharacterized. Gene Ontology annotation, biological process: response to auxin. NCBI's taxonomy places the organism in Eukaryota, Viridiplantae, Streptophyta, Magnoliopsida, Solanales, Solanaceae. The record is from RefSeq and is a predicted model, not a curated record.
AGAAGUUUUACACCACCACAGCUCUCCACAAAACUAGAAAACUACUCAAAGCUUUCAGAAUAUUAGUAUUUCUUCUUUUCAUCGUUUGCUCAUCUUAAAGAAAAAAUCAUGGCUAUCCGUGUUCCUCGUAUAAUCAAGAAGUCCUCAACAUCCCUUGAUGUUCCCAAGGGCUAUUUUGCUGUUUAUGUUGGGGAGAAGCAGAGGAAGAGAUUUGUAAUUCCCAUAGCAUAUUUGAGCCAGCCUUUAUUUCAAGAUUUGCUUAGUCAAGCUGAGGAAGAAUUUGGCUUCAAUCAUCCUAUGGGUGGUGUCACAAUUCCCUGCUCAGAGGACAUCUUCAUUGGAAUCACUUCUCAGUUUAGGAUUUAAGAAUAUAGUUGAGAUCUUUUUUUUAGGUCUCACAAUUUUGUAUAUCAUAUUAGGAGAUCGGCUCUUGUACAGUUGAUUAGUUAGGAUCUCAAUGAGGCAUAGCACCACAAACAUUGGUUCUUUUGACUCGCAAAGACUAAUUCAAAGAAUACAUAUACCACAUCCAUUUUUCUCACUUAAUGUGUCCAAACGAAAUUUAUCUUGAAAUUCUGAAUAAUUCAGCUUCUACACGUUUCUAUGAUAUAGUGUUGACACUACAAAUAACUUUUACACUAUGAGUGUAUUUUAACUGGUUAUAUAGCAGAUUAUUUCGUUGAUCUUGUAUUUUCCAAGUUAGGAUUACUAUAGAAAGUCUCAUGACUUUAACCUGAUGGACAAUGGUUUAA